Caenorhabditis sp. 36 PRJEB53466 is the source of this 3924-nucleotide messenger RNA. NCBI's taxonomy places the organism in Eukaryota, Metazoa, Nematoda, Chromadorea, Rhabditida, Rhabditidae. The record is from the annotation of a GenBank genome assembly.
AUGGACGCUCUACCCGGCGGCGUCUCGACUUUUGACGCCGAAAUUCACGCGCCCAGGAUUCGAGAAAUCAAAAAAACAAUAAUCAAAUGGUUUCUCGUCCUAACCGUCGCCGAUAUUCCAUGUGUGCUCGCCGAGCUGCACACUUUCCUCACGUACAUCAUCGCGCAGACCCAUUUGACGCUCUCCUGCUCGCCGUUUUUCGUCCUUCUCCCCAUCCUGCUAUUCCUUCGCCUCACACUGAUAUUGUGCAACUAUUGGGCGAUUCGAGUUGUGAUCCUUGAAAACCGGUUGGGCGUGCGGCUCACUCGCCAGAGUUUCGCGUUUCUGUUGAAAGUGCGAACUGUUCUGCUUGUGAGCGGACUCGUCAUUGUGACUCCCUCCUACUUUUGUGCCCACGUUCCGAUUGAGGCCACGGUGUUGUGGGUGGCCGACGUGAUCGUUGUGACGACUUUGAUGACAGAAGGUUAGUUUGGGGGAAAUAGGAUUCACAAUAAAAAAUUCGCUUGGCGGCGCAAUUCACGUGCGCUAAACAAGGCGCGUAACGCGUAAUUCCGGAGCGUCGUUGUAGAGUUUCUCAUUCAUUUCAAUUUUCCCCUUUUUUGCAUUAUCCACAUCUUUUCUGAACCAAUCAGUGUCAAAACUUAUGUCAAUUAUUAGAAAUGAACAAAAAAUGAAAUUUUAACCGCUUCGUCAUCAAUUUCGAAACGUUUUAUGUGAAAAUUACAGAUUUUUUUUUGCUUUUGAAAAUUUCUGUAUAUUUUUCGACGGUUGAGCGCUUAAAAGAUGCGCAAUAAACUGCUUGUUGACUGGAGACGGUUCGAAUGCCAGUGUCCGAACUCGAUUCGGCAAAUAAUCGUUAAAACUCUGUUUUUUUCAGUAUUUUUCGACAAAAUCCCUCAAUUUGAUCAAUUCUCAACGAAUCUGCUCCGUUUCGCGCUUAAAUCGAUACUUUUUUUGCAAAGAACAAAAUUUGAGUGUUUAUUAAGAGAAAAACGAAAGAAUUCUGGUUUUCAAUUGAAAAAACAAACUUCGAGUUGACGGUGGAUGCAAGCGCGCCCCAUUGACAACUCGCUUGCGCAUUCGAAUGCUGGGCUUCCGUGGGAUUGGUGGUUUCUGACGGCUUUUCAUGUAGUUUUACAGUACAAUAUCAAUUGCUGAUCAAAGUUUGUCAAGUGAAGACGAUGAUGCAUCCACAUCGGCGGCCUUUCGAGAGAGACAUCAUGGAGACUGUGGUCUAGAGUUGAGCGGAAGAACACGGAAGAAUUUUUAUCUUCUUUAGAACAUUUUUUCAUGAAAUGUGAUCAACUCACUGUCUCCCCUUUGGCGAAAAAAAUUUUCGCGCGCAUUUUUGCGUGCGGCUCUCAGUGUCGAUUUACGGGACACGGUUUUUCAACUGAAAACGAUGUUUUUCCAAGUUUUUGGGAUUAUGCACACUUUUCCUUCAAAACUUUUGCCUCACGUUUGUUCAUAUGACCGAUGGCUACAAAAUGAUCACAGAGUGUUCGUGUAAAAGGGAAAAUUCGAAGAGUAAUUUCGUUUUUUAAAAUUUGUCUUGAAAAAACGAAUGUUCGACAGAUUUGAGAAAACAGUUGACAGAAUCGAAAAACAGUUGCCUCACGAUUGUUCAGCAGACAAAGGCGGUCAUUUUGAGCACAGAGACGGCCCAUAAAAUGCAAAAAUGACUGAGAAAUUUCAGUUGUAGAGGUUCAGAACUGAAAUUCACAGAAAAAUGAAAAAAUGCGCUGUUUCUUGUGGGCAAAACGCUAAUUUCAGAUCACAGCUGUCAUAAACUAUUCUGACAAUCCCUGUUUUACCUAGUUUUCCUCAUUUCGGGAUGAAAUUUCGGGUUUUCGCAGAAAAAUCCAGAAACUUCAGACCUGCUUCUGUUUUCAACGACACUCCGUUUUAACGCGGCGCUCAAUUUAGCAUUAGCCAUUGGGGAGACAGUGCAACUGACGAAAUGUAGAGCAAAGUGAACUGUGCUCAUAGAAAAAUAAUUGUAAAUUUAGCUUUUCAUACAAAAAAGUUAUUCGAGUUGUUCCGUGAAAAUGUCCUUCCGUCUUCCGUCUCGAAUAACGUUUUUGUAUGAAAAGCUAAAUUUACAAUUAUUUUUCUAUGAGCACAGUUCACUUUGCUCUACAUUUUGUCAGUCGAUCACAUUUCAUGAAAAAAUUUUCUAAAAAAGAUAAAAAUUCUUCCGUUCGAUAGUAACUCUAAAAAUAUGUUCCCCUCCUCGACGUUGUCUAGAAUAAACUGAAUCCCGAAACUCGAGCAACGCUCACUUCUUCCGGUCCCUAAUCGCUCAACAGCGCCGAAAUCUGCGCCGCUCAGCACAAAUAAUGCUCCCGAAGCGCUGAAAAUUGUUGACACUUUUACCCUUUCCCGAAAUGUUCGCACCUAAUCAGAGAUGCGCUGUCAUGGCGCCAUUUUGAGUACACAAUCGACGGAGUGUGUCAACAUUUUCAGUUUAUGCCGCAAAACUUGCAUCGCCAUCAUUUUUGCGCUCUUAACAUCGGGUACGGUAACGCGCGGAGAGCUGUGAACUUUGCAGUUCCAACUUUUGCGACGACGUCAAACUUUGAACGAGUACGGUAGCGUUGGAAGGUGUCCGAGGGGUCUCGAAAAUUUUUUGGACAUAAACCAUGUCUAGUACGUCAUUUUUGUAGUUGACACUUUUUCUCUAAAACCACUGCCUGGAGUACUGUAGCUCGCGAAAGUUUGGGUGAUCGCAAGGCCUAUGCAAACUUUCAAGAGCUACAGUACUCCAGGAAGUGGUCGUACCAAAAAUGUGUCAACUACAAAAAUAAAGUGUUAGGUGUCAAGAACUCACAAAAUAAAUUUCAGACCCUUAGGUUAGCUCCUGGUCCUACAAUACCCAUUAAAAGUAAGCCAUUAUCAUCGAUGUCCGUUCGUUUCGAAUCCUAUGAUUUUUUCAGAUUUUCAGGUGUGUUCAGAUGCUCAUAUUUGCACAAUAUCACGUCUCCAAAUUGUACUGAAUCCAAAAACCCAAAGCAAGGCCCUAAAACUGUUCCAUGUCGGAUCCUGAAGUCAAUUCGGUCAAUUUCUGUCAAAUUUCAGCUUCCUACACAAAAAUUGAUGAAAUCGAUAAGUAAAACUUGUAUCCUGCAGAAAUAAGACGUGCAAAAGAGUUUUCCGCUCUCCAGGCAGCGAACCCACGACUAGCCGAUUCGCGAAUUCCAAAAGAGAACCACUACGCCACAAGAGCAUCUCCGCCGCACUCGCACUUAGGGCAAUGACCUUUUAUUGGUUUCGCGUGCACUUUGAGCAGUCGCAAAAAGUGGUGGGGAAAAAAAAGGAAGUUUUUCGAACAAAAACCGUACAUGUCUAGACGUCAAUUCGACCGCCGCCUUUCCAUUUCUUCACUCGUUUCGUCAAUGUCGCAAUUUCGGCUCGCUUAUCAGUUGGCUCUAAUCUUUGUGAUUUGAUUCUCGGGUUCGAUUUCGGCACACACUCCGCCCGCUUUUUAUCACAAGUCUAUAAAACGGACCAAGCCGGACGAGCCAAGCGAGCUUGUGCCCGAAAAAGAAAAAUGAAGUGCCACCUCAUUCUUCUAGUCGCUCUCCUCGUUUUGUACGGAAUCGAGGCUCGCACUCACCCUCAUCAUCACCAUCACCGUCAUCAUCAUCGACGUGCGGCGCCGGUGCCCGAAGUGGACAGUGGUCUCGACCGGACUCGCGUCAAAAUUUGCGACAUGAACGACUUGAUCGAUCGAGUCAAGACGGUGUGCCCGAAAUUGUGUCCGACCGGAUGUAAGUCGCUUUUUUGUCUGUUACUGACCAUCUCAAAAAAAAACUUGCAGCGUUCCCCGAACUCGAAGAGUUUUGCUACGGAAAAGGUCUGUCGGAUUGGCACGUCGAACGGAUGUGCUGCCCCAAAUACCAGAUCGACGGAUGGCCAGUCUGA